AAAAAGGGAUAAUUAAAUCCCAGCGAGUCUUUGAUGUGCUGUUGGCUACUGACAGAGGUCACUACACCAAAUAUUUCCCGUACAUGGAUUCUCCUCAAUCUAUCGGAUACAAGGCUACAAUCAGUGCGCCACAUAUGCAUGCCCAUGCACUGGAAUUGCUGAAGGAUCAGCUUGUGGAAGGUGCAAAAGCGCUGGAUGUUGGAUCUGGAAGUGGAUAUCUUACAGCUUGCUUUGCCAGGAUGGUGGGCCCAACAGGGAAAGCUGUGGGCAUAGAGCACAUUAAAGAGCUGGUACACGAAUCCGUCAGAAACGUCCAGGAAGAUGAUCCAACUUUGCUCAGCUCUGGCCGCGUAAAGCUUGUGGUUGGAGAUGGCAGGCAGGGAUACCCCGAAGAGGCUCCUUAUGAUGCCAUUCACGUCGGAGCGGCAGCAGCAACCGUACCGAAGGAGUUGCUGAAUGAACUGAAGCCAGGAGGACGGUUAAUAUUGCCUCUUGGUCCCGAAGGCGCAAACCAAGUUCUGAUGCAGUACGACAAAACCAGCGACGGGCAGAUCAUCGAAACGCAACUGAUGGGCGUGAUCUAUGUUCCUCUGACAGAUAAGGAAAAGCAGUGGCCUCGGGAUGAAUUCUGACAGAUGGAUCUCUCUAAAGUGACCUCAGAAAGCUCAUGAAUGGGACUUUUGACUGUAGAUGGUCUGUAUGGCUGCUGUUUGA
Molecule: messenger RNA, 714 nt
Organism: Pelecanus crispus (Dalmatian pelican)
Lineage: Eukaryota; Metazoa; Chordata; Aves; Pelecaniformes; Pelecanidae
Source: RefSeq, a predicted model, not a curated record